This is a messenger RNA of Austrofundulus limnaeus, 528 nucleotides long. RefSeq names its product T-cell receptor delta constant (gene trdc). NCBI's taxonomy places the organism in Eukaryota, Metazoa, Chordata, Actinopteri, Cyprinodontiformes, Rivulidae. The record is from RefSeq and is a predicted model, not a curated record.
AUGAGUCUCCAGUGGCUCCGACCCUCUUCGUCCUGACCCCCCUGCAGCCGCCCGGGUCCACGGACCAGCCCGGUCCAAACGUCUGCCUGGCCACCGACUUCCGUCCGAAGGACCAGAACCUGGUUCUGAAAGAUGAGGAAGGUUCUGCCACCAUCAGUACCACCAACGCUGUUCUGUCAACAACGACCAGAACCUUCUACUUCCCGGCCUUCAGCAACAGAACCAUCCAGUCCUGCAGCAGCAGAACCAACGCAGAGCUGGAAGACAACGGUGCCGAUGAUGAGAGCGACAUAACUUACCCAGAAAAAGCCCAGCAGAACUCCUACCUGCUGAUGAUAAACGGUGUUCGGGUGGUCUUCACUAAGGCGGUGGUCUUCAGCACGGUCUUCACCAUCCGAGAUGUUCUGUUCUGACGUGAGAGGCUGACUGGAUCAGAACCGAGCCUGGAACACUUCAGAUGAAUUUAGGGUUCAAAUCUGAACAAACCGUCAGAGGAAAACAUAAAAAUAUAUUUAAAUACUUUAAAAC